UUGCUCUGUGUGAACACCUCUGCUCUGUAGAUAAGGCUUAUCUGUCUAUGUGUUGUAAGACAGCUCUCUGCAAACACUGGAGAUUUUUAAAUCAGCACAGUAAGCGCAGCAGGAGAGAAUGGGAGAAACUGAGGAGAGGAGCGACAGAGGUACGGAGGAAAGUCCGGAAAGGAUGAUGCCGUACCACCGAGCUCUGCCAGCAGAACCACAGAGCAAGCUUUACCUGGGCUGUCUGAACAAACCUCAGCUGAUCCUGAUCUCUGUGGCUGCUGGACUCGUCCCCCUGAUCAUAAUCAUUACUGUCGCAGCUGUGCUCGCCACAAAGUCAGAUUCCUCUACCGCUCUUCCCUCGUUUUCUACUGGUGGAGACAUGCUGGACUUCCUGCUUCAGUCAGGUGAUAUCAGCUCACCUGACGGCUUGAUGGCUACCUGGUACCACAGAGCUAACAGCAAGGAGGAAAUGAACAAAGCCCUCACAAGUGAUGCUAUGAUCCUGGAGGCUGACAUCACUCUGGAGGGUUAUGGAACAGCCAAUGAGAAUCCAAUCCCCAUCAUGGCCCACCCUCCUGACAUCUAUAGUGACAACACUCUGGACCAAUGGAUGGAUGCAGUGCUGGCCUCUAGAAAAGGCAUGAAGUUGGAUUUUAAGACUCUGAGAUCAGUGGGUUUGUCAUUGGACCUGCUCAGUCAAAAGUCAAAGAACAGUAGCAGAGGAAUCAACCGGCCCGUAUGGAUAAAUGCAGACAUCCUCCUGGGUCCCAACGCACCAGCCUUCCUGCCUACAGUCAAUGGAACCAGUUUUCUGCAGUUGGUUCAGGAAAAGUUUCCUAAUGUGACCUUGUCUCCUGGAUGGAAGGUAGCCUAUGGACCUCCACUUUUUGUUGAGACCUACACCGAGGCCAUGGUGAAGGACAUGUACGAUAUGAUCAAAGAUGUUCCCCAGAAGGUGACCUUCCCUGUCCAUGCUCUGUUGGGUCGCAGCGGCUGGCAGCACAUCAGCUGGCUCCUCAGCCAGUCGUCACGAUUCAGUCUGACGCUGUGGCAGGGCUCCAUCCGCCCAAACAUCAGUGACCUGCUGUUCAUCCGGGAGAACAGCCACCCUGCCAGAGUCUACUACGACAUCUAUGAACCAACUCUGUCUGCAUUCAAACAGGCAGCAAGCCAGCAGGGACUUCUCAGGAGAUUCUAUCCAGGAGGAGACCUGAUGGACUUCCUGUAUCCAAAUCACAACUCUGACCUCCUGUCCACGGCCCCACGGCGCAGCAGCCUGGACGUCCGCUGGGUCAGAGUCACUGACCGGACCUCCCUGCUGGAAACACUUUCAGGUGGUGAUGGGGGUAUGUUGGUGGUUCAGGUGGUCUCUGACAGUAAUCAACCUGGAGUCCCUCUGGUGGAAGGUUCUGGAAAGAGCUCGGAAGCCCUGACACUGGAGGACCUCCUGGAGCUGCUGGGCCAGAGAGCUGAGGCACCCUGGGGUGUUUACCUGCAAAUCCACUCUCAGCAGCUUCUGGAAGCUUCUCUCACAUGGCUGCACUCGGCCUACAGCCAGGAGAAGCUGUACAGGCCUGUGUGGGUCAGCAGGGAGGGUCCACUCAGCCCAGAUCACAACCAGGUGUUUGUGUCCACAGUAGAGAGGCUGUUCCCGUACGUCACGCUGGUCCUGAAGCAGCAGAACCUGCCUGCUGUGUCUCAGAGGGUGGCUCUGCAUGUGAACACAGCGUCACUGCAAACAGGGCUUAGAGCUUUCAGUCUCACGCUCCUACGUCUGAUGGACAUGACGGAUAGAUACGACCUUAUAGUGGAGGACGACACCCCGGCUUUAGAGGGCUUAAAAGAAUUUAUGAGUCGGCAUACACGGAGAGCAAAAACACAUCCGUAUCUGACAUCUGAUCAAUCCCAACUGAGGAGGGAUAUGACCAACCCACCAUUUUAGCACUUAAAGAGGCCCGUUUCUCAAGUUGACUGUCAACAACAGGCAGCACACAGAGGAGGAAGUCGUGGCAACCGGCUGGCAACACUGGAGCCCCAGAACUGCAGCCCCUUCACCUCAGAGUCUCUCGGAGUCAGAUUGACAGCCGAAGAGUUCACACAUUUUCAUGAGGAUGUGAUUACUUUGAUGAUUUCCUGCCUUUUCCUUAAACAUCAUCAUAACACUUUGAUUUUUGACC
Messenger RNA from Trematomus bernacchii (emerald rockcod), 2168 nucleotides. RefSeq names its product family with sequence similarity 151 member A (gene fam151a). The record is from RefSeq and is a predicted model, not a curated record. Bases 119 to 1933 code for a protein of 604 amino acids. The transcript is spliced from 14 exons. Lineage: Eukaryota; Metazoa; Chordata; Actinopteri; Perciformes; Nototheniidae.